Molecule: messenger RNA, 1767 nt
Organism: Panicum hallii
Lineage: Eukaryota; Viridiplantae; Streptophyta; Magnoliopsida; Poales; Poaceae
Product: BTB/POZ domain-containing protein At1g63850-like
Exons: 2
Coding region: 55-1503 (482 amino acids)
Source: RefSeq, a predicted model, not a curated record
CCAUUCCCGAAAACGCAAAAAGUCCCCAAAUCCCGGCACCGAUCGCCGCCGGCGAUGUCCCUCCGCAAGCGCCAGCGCUCGGCGAGCAGCUCCCGCCUCGCCGCCUUCUGCUCGCCGCCGUCCUCUCCACCUCCCUCCUCUGCUUCCGCCUCCUCCCCCGACUCGCUCUCCUUCCCCAACGCCGACCUCCUCCUCCGCCUCCACCUCGACCCGUCUUCCCCCGACGACGCCGACGCCAAGCCCGAGACCGACUGCCACCUCGGUAUGGCUCCCGGAACAUUCCUCGACCUGCACGUCUCGUCGGCUUCCCUCCUUCGCUCCCGCUACUUCGCCGCCCUCCUCUCCGACCGCUGGUCCCCGUCCACCUUCGCCGCCGCGGGUGGCCGUCUCUCCCUCGCCGUGGCGGCGGCCCCCUCCUUACCCCGCCCAUUCCACGCCCACGUCGAGGUGCUCCGCCUCCUCCACACGCUCGACUUCGCGGGCGCCAUCCGCUCCCCCGGCGAUGCCCUCGACCUCCUCCCCGUCGCGCUCCAGCUCCUCUUCGACGCUUGUGUCGAGGCGUGCAUCCGCUUCCUUGAGGCGGUGCCCUGGUCUGAGGAGGAGGAGGCCCGCGUCAUUGACCUCAAGCCGCUCCUUCCCGCCGAUGAGGCAGCCGACCUGCUCGCCAGGGUCUCCCCUUCCCCCGUCGCCCCUGGUCCCUCUUCCGCUGAAGGGGAGGCCGCCAGGUCGCCCUCCGAGGCCAUGCUGCACGGCCUGAUCCACUCGGCGAUCCACGGCCACCCCGUCCACGCUGCCACCAAGGCGUUCGUCGCGAUGCUCCUGAAGGACUACCCGUCGCGGGACUGCGUCCGCAAGGUGCUCGACGAGGCAUUUCAGUCGCGCCUGGAUACAGUCAAGGAGCUCAUGGGCAAGUACGCGAGCCCGGACUUCAGGGUCGCGGUGGACAGUGACGAACGCGAGGCCAUACAAAGGCUGAACCUGCAGUCUGCAGCGUUGAAUGUGAAGCAUCUGUAUUGGCUCAUUGAGAGGAUGGUCGAUCUGAGGGUGGCGGAUAAUGCGGUGACGCUGUGGAGUGAUCAGGCUGCCCUAGCUACUGAUUUGCAGAAGUUGCUGAGUGACGCAGACAUGUGGAGGAACAUGACACCUGGGCUGCCGAUGCUUGUGACAAGAUGCACACUCAGGCUUGCCAAUUCAGUCAUCACUGGGGAGACUCUGGUACCUCGGCAGGUGAGGAUGAAGCUCGUCAGUUGCUGGCUCCCUGUCCUAAACGUCUGCCGGAACAUAGUCCAACCAAUGCACUGCCACAAAUCAACGAACUGCCAAGAGCUGGAGGAGGUGUUUCUUCAGAUCAUCUCCACUCUGCCCGUCCCAGAGGCCCAGGAGCUGCUGCGGCAGUGCCUCGGGUUCUCGACCCGUAACGUCGACGACUGCCCUCAUCUGGUGGCCGCAUUCAAGACGUGGUUCCGGCGCGCUGGCCGGGCUCCUCUGGGCGGCGACGACUGAGACAUGAGCGGAUGUCUGCAUCAUCCAAUCAAUGCGCGUUUGCCUCCUUGCCUGUGCAGUCUCCCCUGUAGCUAGCUGUAGGCCUCAACCUAAAUCCUCUGGAUUUAGUAUAGUGCUUGCGUCUCUGUUUUUGUAUAUAGUGUUUGCUGUUUUCGCACUCGAUUGUGCAUGCUCCUUUUUUACUGUCGCCCCGUGUUUUUAACUUAAUACUGAUUGUGUGAAUUUCACCCAAUGUGCUGUGUUUUUCGGCGCAGCAUUUCUACA